Messenger RNA from Aspergillus tanneri, 504 nucleotides. RefSeq lists its product as uncharacterized. Gene Ontology annotation, biological process: secondary metabolite biosynthetic process; amino acid activation for nonribosomal peptide biosynthetic process. The coding region runs from base 1 to 504 and encodes 167 amino acids. Lineage: Eukaryota; Fungi; Ascomycota; Eurotiomycetes; Eurotiales; Aspergillaceae. Gene Ontology annotation, molecular function: phosphopantetheine binding. The record is from RefSeq and is a predicted model, not a curated record. Gene Ontology annotation, cellular component: cytoplasm. The transcript is spliced from 2 exons.
AUGGUGGCGGUCGAUAAUCCUCGCCCUCCCUGUGCCAAGCGUGCUGUCAAGCACAAGAAAUUCUUCUUAGAGGACUUCGAGCCGUGUCUCUUCCGCUGUCGUCCUGAUGUACGCAAAGGCUUUGAAGAAACCACGGUCGACCUCAACGUGAAACACCGGGCCAUCCAGGAAUUCUGCUCCCGACACGGCGUCUCCCCUUGCAAUCUUAUCCAAACAGCAUGGGCCAUCGUGAUCAUCUGGGGUGGAGGAUGCAGCAUGAAGGCAGGUGGCGCCUUCGUCGCUAUUGACUUUUCGUAUCCAACCAGCCGAAUCCUGGAGAUUCUCCAAACCACUCAUGCAUCAAUAGUCGUGGCUGAGCCUACGCAUUGCCAUUUGUUCGAGGGAAUCGUGAAGCACAUCGUUACUCUUGAUUCUCACUUAGUAGCAAAACUUCCGCAGCACCCAUGGCGUACCCAUCGCCGUCGUCCCGUGCAAUACGGCGUAUAUUAUCUUUACGUCUGGUAG